This is a messenger RNA of Pungitius pungitius (ninespine stickleback), 2365 nucleotides long. It is a transcript of the gene arf6b, whose product is annotated as ADP-ribosylation factor 6b. Gene Ontology annotation, molecular function: GTP binding; GTPase activity. NCBI's taxonomy places the organism in Eukaryota, Metazoa, Chordata, Actinopteri, Perciformes, Gasterosteidae. Gene Ontology annotation, biological process: regulation of dendritic spine development; vesicle-mediated transport; intracellular protein transport. Gene Ontology annotation, cellular component: cytoplasm; focal adhesion; endocytic vesicle. The transcript is spliced from 2 exons. The coding region runs from base 800 to 1327 and encodes 175 amino acids. The record is from RefSeq and is a predicted model, not a curated record.
GUUGGAUGAGCUGAAUGAAGUCGAGGGGAGGAAGUGGCGGUUAAUGCAGCUCCACACCUUUCCGGUGUAGCAGCACUGCGACCAGCUCGACUUAAAGGAGAAAGACGAGAGCUGGGUGUAUUUAUCCAGACAGGAGGGAGCGAUAGGAGGAAGAUAAGAAGUGGACUCGCAUGAGUGGAUAUAAGUGUCGCUGAGUCACCGAGGAUUUCUUUCAAAGACUCCAGCAGCGAGGGUGAAGUUACCCGGCGCGACGCUUUAUGGACUAGCCGCCGAAAGCUGCUUUUUCUCCUCCGGUAGCGGUGAAGAGAACAAGGGCGCACCCGAUGUGGAGGACCGGACGCCAGACGGAACUCACAAGUACCGCGGCCUGCGCACGGCCUUGCCGACCUGCGGUGUCUGCUCUCUGCACAUUUUAAUCGCCUCGGCCUGUCUUGGUCACACAGCCUUAGGUUGAUUUUUUUGUUUUGUUUUUGGCAACAAAAUGAACGUCCUGCAACAGCUGGUGCCAAGUUCUUAGUCGAACCAUGCCAUGUUGUGUGUAGGGCCUUCAAACCGUCUUAUGCUUUGAUCGUAACUUCACCGUAGGCACGAGUAAAAAGCCAUUUGGUACUAUUUGUUAGGGUUUUAACAUGAGUGUACUUUUUUGACUUUUCGAUUCUCCCUCAAAUGCUCUUCGCUGAGACAUGUUUCCAGAAGUAAGCCCAUUAAGCGGAAGCUAUAAAAAGUGAAUAAUCAUCAGCAAAGGUAUCAGACUUUUUUUUCUGGUUAGGAUCGAAGUAUUUAUGCACAAGAGUUCAAAAUGGGGAAAGUGCUGUCUAAAAUAUUCGGCAACAAGGAGAUGAGAAUAUUAAUGCUCGGACUUGACGCUGCGGGAAAGACGACAAUCCUUUACAAACUGAAACUCGGACAGUCCGUCACCACCAUCCCCACAGUGGGCUUCAACGUGGAGACUGUCACCUACAAAAAUGUCAAGUUCAACGUCUGGGAUGUCGGGGGGCAAGAUAAGAUUCGCCCCCUGUGGCGACACUACUACACGGGCACCCAGGGGUUAAUCUUCGUGGUGGAUUGCGCGGACAGGGAUCGCAUCGACGAGGCGAGGCAGGAACUCCACCGCAUCAUUAAUGACCGGGAGAUGCGCGAUGCCAUCAUCUUGAUAUUCGCCAAUAAGCAAGACCUUCCGGACGCCAUGAAGCCACACGAGAUCCAGGAGAAGCUCGGCCUGACCCGCAUCCGAGAUAGGAAUUGGUAUGUUCAGCCCUCCUGUGCGACCACAGGCGAUGGACUCUAUGAGGGCUUGACAUGGCUAACCUCGAAUUACAAAUCUUAAUGAUUGAGUGCUGACUGUUUUAGGUCAAAACUAUAAUACCGUUGCAAGUAACAAAUAACUUCUCGAAAUGAAUAUGGUUAAGAAGUUGAUUAUCUCCCAUUUAUUUUGAAUACUACGUUUACCCCACGACUAAUUUAUCUUUAACUUGGUUUGCUGGCUUAAAGUUUGCUUGUGCUCUGUAGCAGACCUGUAUCACAUUAAUUUCCUUGGGUUUAGCGUGAUGAAUAAUUGGCCCUAAUGUUAAAGCCAGCAAGAACACCGCCUUUGCCUCUUCUUUGCCCUGUUUGUAUGAUUUUUUUUUCUUCCUGAUGAAGCUUUUGUCUUGAUUCUUGGACAAAAACUUUAUUCAAGGUUCUUCAGUCUCUGUUGCAUUGAACUUGGAUCUUUUUAUUUUUCUUGAGGUGAGAUCUUUAAUGUCACAGUAUACUUGAAGGACUUUGACAUCUGUUUGAACGCAGUACUGUGAUGAAAAAUAUUUCUUAAUGAUAUUGAAUGCUGCAAGGGAAAAACAAAAAAUAAACACCAUUGCUUACAACUCAGUGUCAUCAGUCUUCACAUCAGAGAAACAAAAAACUACUCGAGACAUGUGAUACCCAUCUCAAUUCCCCUUGGUGGGUUAUAUAAUUUACCAAUUGACCUAUUCAGUGUCAUGUCUUGAUACUUAAUUGUGCUGAAUCAAAUAGGCCUCUGGUAACUUAAACAUGCUUGUUGGGAUGCAUUUUGAUUUUUGGGUAACACGUAAGUUGACUCAAUCUGUCCAAAGGAAUGUCAUUCAGCUCUGCGCGCCUCUUAACCUGAUACCACAGUUGAUUAGUGUCAGCAUUGGGACAUUAUAUGAUAGCCUAUAUCUGUAGCAUGAGUACGAAAGUACAGUAACCCUACAUCAGUCCAUCUGUCGUGCAGUCAGAGGGAGCUGGUCACUGUGGACAUGUUGAAGACACCCAGGGGUGCAGCUCUUACUCUUAUUUUGACUGGGGGGGAACCAUGUACAGAACAAUGUCAUUGUAAUGUCUUAUUAAAAAAGUGAUUUUAAAUCUG